CCGGUGAGUUUCUCGGAGCAGGGCGGGGGAGGGGGAAAAGGGGGCAGCCGGGGGCCCCGGCCCCGCCGCCUCGAGGGGGAGACCCAGCCAUGUCGUUCGCGCUGGAGGAAACGCUGGAAUCGGACUGGGUGGCCGUUCGGCCGCACGUCUUCGAGGAGCGGGAGAAGCACAAGUUUGUCUUCAUCGUGGCCUGGAACGAGAUCGAGGGCAAGUUUGCCAUAACCUGUCACAACCGCACGGCCCAGAGACAGAGGAGCGGCUCCCGGGAGCCAGCGGCCACCCGAGGUGCAGCCGAGGCCGGACCCCCACCGGACAGCCCGGGCCCCCGGAGCGCGGGGGGCAGCCCGGUCUCGCGAGGCCGAGGGGAGCCGGUCGCCGGCCGGAGGAGCCCCAGCCUGCGGCGGAGCCCGGCCUGGGCGGAAGGCGGUGCGGCGCGGAGUGCGCACCCGCGGGGGGACAACUCGCUCCGGGGCCCCAUGACCAAAGCCGGAGAUCCAGCGCGGGCCCAGCCCAGCCCGGGCAGGAAAACUCCGGCGAAGCGGGACCCGAUCCCAGCGGAAGCGCCGGGCCCUUCGUCGGUGAGGGUGGUGAGCGCGUCCGGUGCGGCAGCCGAGGAGAUCGAGGUGCUGGAGCUGGUUAAAGAGGACGAAGCGGCGCCGACGGUCCUGGAGCUACCCGAGCCCGAGCCGCCUGAGCCGCCGGAGCCACCAACCGAACUGGACUCGCCUUCGGAGGAGUGCAGCUGGGCCGGACUCUUCUCCUUCCAGGAUUUGCGCGCCGUGCACCAGCAGCUGUGCUCGGUGAACUCUCAACUGGAGCCCUGCCUCCCCCUCUUCCCCGAAGAGCCCUCGGGCAUGUGGACUGUGCUAUUCGGGGGAGCCCCGGAAAUGACCGAACAGGAGGUGGACAGCCUCUGUUACCAACUCCAGGUCUACCUGGGCCAUGCUUUGGACACCUGCGGCUGGAAAAUUCUUUCCCAGGUUCUUUUCACAGAGACGGACGACCCGGAGGAGUAUUACGAGAGCCUAAGCGAGCUGCGGCAGAAGGGCUACGAGGAAGUGCUGCAGCGGGCCAGGAGGAGGAUUCAGGAGUUAUUAGAAAAACAUAAGAACACAGAGAGUAUGGUGGAGCUUCUUGACCUAUAUCAGAUGGAAGAUGAAGCAUAUAGCAGUCUAGCAGAAGCCACAACUGAAUUAUACCAGUACUUAUUACAGCCAUUUCGAGAUAUGCGGGAACUUGCAAUGCUGAGAAGACAACAGAUAAAGGUACACUUUUUUUUUUUUUGCCUAAUAAUAGUAGGCUAUCUGGAUUCUGUGUAUGAUAGGAUGAGAGCAGAUCAGAAAAAAUUUGGUAAAGCAUCAUGGGCAGCAGCAGCUGAAAGGAUGGAAAAACUUCAAUAUGCAGUUUCAAAGGAAACUCUGCAGAUGAUGAGAGCUAAAGAAAUCUGCUUGGAACAGAAGAAACAUGCAUUAAAAGAAGAGAUGCAGAGCUUGCAAGGCGGCACAGAAGCUAUUGCCCUUUUGGAUCAGUUAGAAGCAGAUUAUUAUGAUCUGCAACUUCAGUUGUAUGAAGUACAGUUUGAGAUCUUGAAGUGUGAAGAGUUACUGCUAACAGCCCAGCUUGAAAGCAUCAAGAGACUUGUAUCAGAAAAGAGAGAUGAAGUAGUGUAUUAUGACACUUAUGAAAGCAUGGAGGCAAUGCUUGAAAAGGAAGAGAUGGCAGCAUCUCUACAUCUGCAGAGAGAAGAGCUACAGAAACUUCAGCAGAAAGCUCGGCAAUUGGAAGCAAGACGUGGGCGAGUUUCAGCCAAGAAAGCCUACCUCAGAAAUAAAAAGGAAAUCUGUAUUGCAAAGCACAGUGAAAAAUUCCAGCAACGCCUUCGGAGUGAAGAUGAAUACAGGACACAUCAUUCAGUACAACUAAAGAGAGAAAAGUUACAAGAUGAAGAAGAAAGAAAAAGUACCUGGGUUAGCCAAGAAAGACAAAAGACACUAGAUAGGCUUCGCACAUUUAAGCAGCGGUACCCUGGACAAGUCAUACUCAAGUCAACACGACUUCGACUGGCUCAUGCAAGGAGAAAAAGUGUUGCUAGCCCUGUAAGUGUAGAUCAGCCUCAGUCCCUACCAGUAACUCUAAGGACAGAAGAGAAAACUGAAGAGGAAGGAACUGAACAAGGAAAAGAGGUGCUUCAAUCUUUACAAACCAAGGAACCCCAGAGACUAGCACAACUUGAAGAGCCUUCAUUAGCACAACUUGAAGCCACUUCAUUACCUCCUAGUGGUGUUACCUCUGAACUGCCUCUCGUUGCGCCUCUUCCACUUCUUACUGAUAAUGACCUGACACCAGGUACUGUUACUGUUGUCCCACUCCCACCACCUCUUCCUCCAACUCCUCCACCGCCCCCACCGCCCCCACCACCCCCACCACCGCCACCUCCUCUACCUACUACUAAGGAUGGUCCCACAGAGUCCCUGGAGAAAGAUCAUUCUAAAGUGGAAGGUGAAGAAAAAAGAAUCCCAAAGUCUGCCAGUGCCCCUUCAGCACAUUUCUUUGACAGCAAUCAGCUGGUCAGUGCCAGGAAGAAGCUUAAAAAAACUGCUGAAGGUUUGCAACGGAGAAGAGUGAGUUCACCAAUGGAUGAAGUACUGGCUUCUUUGAAACGUGGUAGUUUUCAUCUGAAAAAGGUUGAACAACGAACUCUGCCUCCUUUUCCUGAUGAAGAUGAUAGUAAUAACAUCUUGGCACAGAUAAGGAAAGGGGUGAAACUGAAGAAGGUACAGAAGGAAGUUUUGAGAGAAUCCUUCACACUUUUGCCUGAUACAGACCCACUAACACGUAGCAUUCAUGAAGCACUUCGAAGAAUUAAAGAAGCAUCACCAGAAUCUGAAGAUGAAGAAGAGAGUUUGCCUUGCACAGAUUGGGAAAACUAACAUGUAAAUGGUCCUAUCUUUGUCAAAAAGCAUUUUUAAUUUUUUUUUUUUCUAUUUGGGGGCAGAAGUUAAGAAAAAGUUGGGUUAUCAUUUGGUUUAUUCAUAUUGUUUACCACAUGCUCACUACAUUGUGUCAUUAAUAAUAAACUUUUUACAUUUAUGCAUUCAGUUGAUCAGAGAAAUAAGUUUGAGAUAGUUAAGCACCUCUUUCUCACAGAGGUUGAAUGAUCCCUACAGUACUACUAUCACCUUAAUAAUAUCCCUUAUAAAAGUGAAACAGACUUUUACGACACAUUAUAAGUGUGAACAUGUUUUAUUUUGCAUUUUUUUUCCUUUGUUUUUUAGUGUUUCUGACUUGAAGAAAUUGACAGUUACUCAGGCUAAACAAUUUCAAAUCACAGGAAAAUAAUUAGGAUUUCCUGAUUUGCACUGAACUUUUAAUAUUACCUUCCAAAGGAAUUGCUUUUCCAAUAGUAUAUCUUUGCUAGAUCAUGGAAAUAAAAUGCCAAUAAUAGAUGCUUCUAUAUUUUUCACACAGAUUUGCAGGCACUGUAGUAAAUUACUUAAUUAUUACCCAUAGAAAACAUGUUAAGAAAUUCAUCUAGUUCUCUUUGUGUGUUGGUGGUUAGGGAAGUGAAGAAAAGUAGGCCAUACUUUAUUAUGAGUGAACUAUAAAUUAUACCAAACAAUGCCUAAAAUUAAGGGAGUUAUUUAGCCCCAUGUGUUUUAGCUGGCCUUAUUAACAUGGUUUUUUUUACAUUGAAAUAGGAAUAUUUUUUUAGUUUAGCCUCUUCUUAUUCUUAAAUUUAAUAGAUGGUAUGCCUUUGUCUUUAUUUAGAACUUUCAUUAGAACUGUUGACCAGAAGAGGGCCAAGCACAGAGCCUUCUAGGCCACCCCAGUAGAGACACUCCCAAGUCCUAAGUGGAUCCAUAAUAACAGUGAAGAUGCAACACAUUUAGUUCUCUAAUCAUUUCAAUGAGGAAAGCUAAAAGCAUCUUCCUCAUUUUCCAUGAUUACCAGUAGCAUCUUAGCAAAAUAAGUUCUUUAAGUAUCCUAAUUAUAAUUGGUUUGUACUAUUAUCAAGUGAUUUGAAUUAAUUUAGAAAAAUUGAAUAUUCUUAACAUUUAGGGUUGGAAUUCUAUAUUAUCUUGGGCUCAUCAUUUCACAGAUUGAGAAUGAGAAAGGUUUGGAGACUAAAAGGGUUAAAUCUCUCAUUUUAUGGAUGAGGACAUUGAAAUUUUGAGAAGUUAAGCUUUCAUAUGUAAUUAUUAAAAUCAUAAGAUAUAAAUCCCAGUACUCUUAAAAUCCAGUGCCCUUUCACAUAUUAUACAUCCUUGUUCUUUGAAACAUUUUUAUAUUAACAUCUUCAAAAAUUCAUUUUUUAUUGCAAAGAAAACAGAAGUUAGCUAUCUUCAUUUUGUUUCUUCUGUAUGUUAUCCUAUUCAUCCCCAAGGCUAUCCAUUCUCCCUCAUCAUUUCUGGGCUUUAAUUUUCCUGAUACUGUUCUCAUAGGAUUUUGACACUUUUCCAUUUGUCUUUGCUUUUUACAAAGAGCUCUUUAGGUCGUUUUUUUUUUCCCCCAGAUUUCCUUUUCUUUGUCAUUAGAAGUAUUUGUGAUUUUGUCUUUAGAAUUAAAUCCUUAUGAACUUCUGUGUCUCUGUUAAAUGAACUUGCCUUUCUAAUCUCAGACCAUGGUAUCAACAUUUUUAUCAGCAUUCCAUAUCCUGUGAUGAGAAGGAAAGACUGAUAAAGCCAUAUAGAAUGGGUCUUUGUUUUUGGAAACUCUUCAGAUAACAUGAUGUCUUCCAACUAUCUGGUUGAUGGCUUUCCCUUUUAACUCCAGAAUAGUUUUACUAUUGUAUCCUUUACUUCCCCUAAAAAUGAAAUUUUUGGCAAGGCAAGUCAGGAAAUUGUUUUUCUUUUUAGUAGAAAGAGAUGUUUAAGAACUCUUCAGAUAGUUGUAUUAACUGAUCAUAACUAUAUUCUUGGCCUCUCUGCCAGCUUUGUCAUUUUUAAGUAAUUUUAGUCAAUUGUAUCCUUAAUUUUGAGUGAGUAUAUAAAGAUUCUUAUUUGAGCCUCUCAAGAAACAUAUCUCUGUAUUUUAAAAAAGGGCUAAGAAGUUCAGUUACAUGCUCAUGGUCACAUAACGGUGCUGCAAGGUGGGUCUUGUGAUUUCAUGUUUCACUGACCAUAUUACUUCUCAGGCAGCUGAUGAUUUGUUAAUAAGGAAAAUAGUGCCCCUAGGACAAGGAAGUAUAGGUCUAAAUGCCUAAAGUAAUUUAGAUGAUUAAAUUCUUAUUUGUUGAAUGGUAUUUGAAAGAAUAAUGAAGCCAUAUAGCCUGGGUCUUUGUUUUUAGAGAUUGAAUUUCAAAGUAAUAUUUUUUAGACAAUUCUAUAUAUGUAAAUAGAUAUCACAUACGUAGAAACUUAUAAAAGGUGAUUGAUUUAAUUUAAUUUCUCCCUGAAAAAAAAAAAUCUGUUUUGUGUUGGCUGUGUGCAACAUAUUAUUCUAGGCUCUUUAAGGUAAACAAAUGAAUGAAUAGGUCCCUUUCCUCAAAGACCUUACAAUCUAAGAUAGUGCUAAGACAUGCAAAAAAUAACUUAAUGUAAAUUAUCAUCUUAAGAGAAAUGUAACUUGCUGUACCAUUAGGAGACUUAGCUUAUUAAAUAGCCAAAGUCAAAUCAUAGACCUUAAACCAUUAUUACAUAUAGAACAUUGGACCUGUCCUUAAAGCCAGAGUUAUGAAAUACUUCCAGUAUACUUCUAUGGGUAAACUUAAUACAGUGUACAUAUUUUUGUCAUAUGCACCGUUUAUAAUUGCAUAUUUUAGUUGUUCCUGUCAAGCAGAACACUGACUAUAUGUGGGAAGAAAUUAAAAUUUAUUUAAAUGUGUCAAUAA
Molecule: messenger RNA, 5830 nt
Organism: Antechinus flavipes (yellow-footed antechinus)
Lineage: Eukaryota; Metazoa; Chordata; Mammalia; Dasyuromorphia; Dasyuridae
Gene: JMY
Product: junction mediating and regulatory protein, p53 cofactor
Exons: 9
Coding region: 90-2930 (946 amino acids)
Biological process (GO): 'de novo' actin filament nucleation; intrinsic apoptotic signaling pathway by p53 class mediator; Arp2/3 complex-mediated actin nucleation
Cellular component (GO): nucleus; cytoplasm
Molecular function (GO): transcription coactivator activity; Arp2/3 complex binding; actin binding
Source: RefSeq, a predicted model, not a curated record